This is a messenger RNA of Chlorocebus sabaeus (green monkey), 3799 nucleotides long. The record is from RefSeq and is a predicted model, not a curated record. Lineage: Eukaryota; Metazoa; Chordata; Mammalia; Primates; Cercopithecidae.
CUCAAGUGAUCCUCCCGCCUCCGCCAUCCAAAGUGCUAGAUUACAGGCGUGAGCCACCGCCCAGUUCCUUUUCUUGUGCACUAGGAACCUCUGAUGCUGUGUCCUAAGGGCUAGAAACAAAGAUAUGAGGAUUCGCUCUGAUUUGGGGCGCACUACAGGGGAGGCUCUCAGUAAACCUCCUUCCUUCAUUCGGUAACCACGUGGUAGCAUUUUCUAUGCCCAGAACUGUAGACUGCGAAGAUGAAUAAACAAGCGAGGUCACUCUUUAGCUGGAUCUUGAAAGGUGACUGGAAUUGAUUUCUUCAGUGGAGAAAAGCGCUGCGUUCUGACCUCCUUGUUGCCAUCAACCAUGCACACCUGCGCUCCCUUGGCCGGGUGAAGGGGGCGUGGAAAGCUCUAGAGGAAGAGCCAGGGGCCCCAGUGGCCCACCUGAUGGGGCUGAGGCUGCAGGGACCAUUAGAGGGACUGAGCAGGGGUCUGGGGCUUGGGGCUUCUGGAAAUGAAUGGGGGUUGUCGAUCAAGCUAUAAGAGGUGUGGGGUUCUGAGGAGGAGAGGGUGGCUUGAAGGAAGAGUUGGGGUGCUCUGGGGAGUGAGGGUCUCUGAGGACCGAGGGCUUUGAGGAGGAGCAGGGGGCUCUGAGGAGGAGCAGGAACUCUGAGGAGAUGAGUGGGGCUGAAGGAGGCGUGCACCGCGGGAGUUGUGAGGGAUGGGGGCCUCUGGCUGGAGCGGAGCCAGCGCUGCCCUGUCUCAGGCUGGAGGAGGGCGCUUGUGAGAAGUGCCGUUGCCUCGGCAACCGCUAACCGAGUCCAAGCCCGGGGUGAGGGAAGUUCGGGGCGUCUCCCGGGGCGGUGCGUGGCGCCGGUUGGCUGACGGCGAUGAAGGGGCGUGUCUGUAGGCAGUGCAAUACACGGGUUGGCUGGCGGCAUCGGCGGUGGGCGUGGCUUAGGCGCGAGCGCUGGCUGGCGUGGAGCGCAGGCAGCGGCGGUUGGCUGCGGCUCGCGUGCUAGUGCUCCAGGCUCGACGGCUCCUUCACAGCGCCCGCCUGGCCCUGCUGCUCAUGGCCGCCACGCAGCGCCCCGCGCCAUCGCCCCCCGCCCCGCGCCGCCCGCGGCGGCCCGACACGAGCGACGUCCUGCAGCAGAUCAUGGCCAUCACCGACCAAAGCCUGGACGAGGCGCAGGCCAGAAAGCAUGCUCUGAAUUGCCAUCGGAUGAAGCCUGCUCUGUUCAGCGUGCUCUGUGAGAUCAAGGAAAAGACAGUGGUAAGCAUCCGUGGCAUUCGGGACGAAGAUCCCCCUGACGCCCAGCUCCUGAGGCUGGAUAACAUGCUGCUGGCCGAGGGCGUGUGCAGGCCCGAGAAGAGAGGAAGAGGAGGAGCGGUGGCCGGGGCCAGCACAGCAACACCAGGUGGCUGUCCAAAUGACAAUAGCAUUGAGCACUCUGACUACAGGGCCAAGCUGUCCCAGAUCCGACAGAUUUACCACUCUGAGCUAGAGAAAUAUGAACAGGCAUGCCGUGAGUUCACCACGCACGUCACCAACCUCCUCCAGGAGCAGAGCAGGAUGAGGCCCGUCUCCCCUACGGAGAUUGAGCGCAUGGUCGGCGCCAUUCACGGCAAGUUCAGCGCCAUCCAGAUGCAAUUGAAGCAGAGCACCUGUGAGGCGGUGAUGACCCUGCGCUCGCGGCUGCUUGAUGCCAGGCGCAAGCGGCGGAAUUUCAGCAAGCAGGCGACGGAAGUGCUGAAUGAGUAUUUUUACUCCCAUUUGAACAACCCUUACCCCAGCGAAGAAGCCAAAGAAGAGCUGGCCAGGAAGGGCGGCAUCACUGUCUCCCAGGUCUCUAACUGGUUUGGCAACAAAAGAAUCCGGUAUAAAAAGAACAUGGGGAAGUUUCAAGAAGAAGCUACCAUUUACAUGGGUAAAACAGCUGUGGAUACUACCGAAGUUGGGGUCCCAGGGAACCAUGCCAGCUGCCUGUCAACACCCAGCUCCGGCUCCUCUGGACCCUUCCUGCUGCCCAGUGCUGGGGAGGCCUUCCUCACCCUGCAGACGCUGACCUCUCUCCAGCCUCCUCCUGGAGGAGGCUGCCUGCAGUCCCAGGUGAGUCUCAGGCACCGUCCCACAGCACCCAGGUGGGUGGCAGGUCCUCAGAAAGGCCAUCUUGUCAGUCAGCCCUCAGUCUUGGGGCAGCUCCCCCAAAGGUCCCAGCAGUCACACAGGCCGUGCUGUGUGGCCACCACCGGGGCACAGCUCUGCAGGGCCCCACUCUGUAAUGACUGCGCCCUCCCCCACCUCCAACUGUCACCACUGCAGCCGCUGGGAACAGUCAAUGGGAAUGAGCCCCAAGAUGAGGGCUGUGGCUGUGGAGGGGAAGGGCGCCUCCUAAAGGAGUGUGGAAAGACAUGGUGUCCUUCCCUCGAGAGGGAGGGGCAGUCAGCAAGUAGAGGAGAGACAGGACCUUCCCUUGGGCUCAGACCUGGUGCCCUCAGUGCCGCAGCUUGGCCGGGAAGGCAGGUCUUGUGCCAGCACCUCCUCUCCUGCUGCUCUGAUGGGGAACUGAGGGCGCCCUGCUCGACCACAGUGAGGAUUUGUUUUGGCGACCGUGAAGAAAAGGAGCCAGGGGUCUGAGGCAGCUGACACACCCACCCCACCCAGGCCCCAUGGCCUCCCACUCCCCCUUGGUGGCCACAGGGGCCUGACCCCAGUGGCAGGGGAGGCCAUAAGUGGGGACCGUCUCAAAGACACUGCAGAGGCCCAGGUGUGACAUGCCCAGCACAGGCACGACAUGCCCAGCACAGGCGCAAGGCUGUGCAGCGUGUGCCAGGGCCCUGCAGAGCCAGGUGCCCCUCCCAACUCACCACUCUCUCCCAGGAGCUCAGAGAAUGGAUGCCCCUUGUGCCAUCUGUGGGGUCCCGCCUGGUCCUGGGAAGCUCACGUCCCACACUGCCCUGCUGUGGCAGCUGCCCCCCAUCACCAUGCAGCCCCCAGCCAGGGACACACGCGAGGGGCCUCACCUUGCCCUUUGCACCCCUGGGACCUGACUACACGCCAGCAGCUGUGCGUCCAGCCCAGUGCAGAGUGCCCCCCGGGUGGUGCUCCCACACUCACGGGCAGAGCAGUCCCAGCCACUUCCUUAGCCUGUACGGUGCCCACCAUAGUGGGGGUGGGUCCUGUGGACAAACGUCUUAGCACCCUUGGACCUGACGCCAUCUCUGCACUGCAGACAGAGCCCCCACCCCUCAUGACAAGUGAAUGCCUCCCGUCCUCCUUGCUGCCCAGUCAGACCAGUGUUGGGCCAGGUUUCAGAGCCCCUUUUUCCCCCCGAGUCUCACCAUGACACUCCAGGCGUUGCCGUGGGCUCCAGGCCUGACCUUGUCUCCCUGCCCCUCGCCGGGCAGAAGCCCUUGCUAUACCCGAUGCCAGUCAGUCCUUUGCCCAAGCCCCAGGGAAGCCACUAGAGGCCAGUUUUCCUGCCAGGGAAGCUCGUCCAUGUCCCGUAUCAGGUGGCAAGGCCAGCUGUGACCCAGGGCUGACCCCUCCAUCCCUUCCCUCCUCCACUGGGUUGGAGGUCAUCUGUGGAUCUUUUCCAAGCUUCCCCAGGGACCCCUGGAGGCUCCACCUGCGGCACGACAGCUGGGUAGUCACCAGCCUCACGGCCACCCCUCUGAUGCUCGAUCUCUGUCGUUUCAGACCCAGGGUAGCUGGCGGGGGGCCACCCCCCGACCUGCAACUGCGUCACCUGCUGGAGACCCUGGCAGCAUCAACUCUAGUGUGUCUAAUUAAGUUUUGGGGAUAAGCAGG